Solanum dulcamara is the source of this 1026-nucleotide messenger RNA. RefSeq lists its product as uncharacterized. The transcript has 2 exons. The coding region runs from base 1 to 1026 and encodes 341 amino acids. The record is from RefSeq and is a predicted model, not a curated record. Gene Ontology annotation, molecular function: RNA-DNA hybrid ribonuclease activity; nucleic acid binding. NCBI's taxonomy places the organism in Eukaryota, Viridiplantae, Streptophyta, Magnoliopsida, Solanales, Solanaceae.
AUGAACAAUAAGCAAAACAUUGAGCCUCACAUUCAGUGGCAAAUCAAGUCUGGCUCUUGCCUUUUCUGGUGGGACAAUUGGCUAGGUGUUGGCCACUUAGCACACUUUUCUGCUAAUAGCUGUAGGCUUAACAACACCCAAGUUUCAGCUUUCCUAACCAAUGGCCAAUGGAAUGUGGAUCUCAUCAUCCAAGAAGCCCCUCCUCAAUUUGUCCCUAACAUUUUAGCAACUCAGUUCAGCUACCACCCCCUCCAUCAGGACCUGCCUUGCUGGAUUCCUAGUGCCAAUGGGGAGUUCAGUUGCUCCUCUACAUGGGAGAUCAUCAAAGAUAAGAGGAAAAAGACUAUGCUGAACUCAUGUACUUGGCACAAGUGUAUUCCUUUCAAAUGCUCUUUCUUGGUCUGGAGAGCCAUUAGAGGGAAAUUACCUACCAAUGAGAAGCUGAUCAGCUUUGGAAGAGCUCCCUCUCAAUGCUAUUGUUGUUAUAAACCUAGCCAGGAUACCAUUAAUCACACCUUUGUUGCAGGAGCCUUUGCUCAUAAUGUAUGGAGAUUAUUUUCCGACUCUUUGGGCAUUAAUACUGAUUACACUCCCCUUAGAAACCUAUAUGCUUCCAAAUAUGGUGAGAAGCAGUCUAAUCUCACUAGAGUCAAGUUCUCCAUUAUCAAAGACACCUACAACCUUCUCACCAAAGCUUUUCCUUAUAUGGUCUGGCCUAAUAACUGGAAGGACCUGGUCCUUUUGGUUGAGCAAUGCUUUCAUGAUACCAAAGUAACCCCUACAUGUUGGCUUAAACCAGUUGCUCUCAAGGUGAAGCUUAACACUGAUGGCAGUUCCCUUGGCAACCCUAGAAACAUUGGUGGAGGGGGCCUCCUUAGGAAUGCUCAUGGUGAUCUCAUUUUUGCCUAUGCAACCCCCCUGGGUGUAGGAACUAACAAUCAAGUAGAGAUCAAGGCUGCCAUCUUUGGUCUCUCUUGGUGCCUUCAUCUUGGUUACUCACAGGUAAACUUGGAGGUGGAUUCUUAG